AUGACGGGAGCCGUUCCCGGCAUAAUCGACGACGAUUGGCGCGAGCCGUUCCACCCUCGGACCGCGCGAGUUCUCGAGAUGGGAGGCGGUCACGGGUCGGGAGGCGACGCGAACGCCAUCCCCGUCGCCGUCGUGGUCGCGGACGACGAUCCGCCCGGGGAUCGAGCCGACGACGUCCCAGUCGCCGCCGUCGCCUCGCCGGCGCCGUCCCCGAAAAAGGCACCACCUCCCAAUUCGGGGGCGUCGCCGUGCCCCGAGGUGGCCGAGCUCGCGCACCUCCGACGCCUCGUCGCCAAGGGCGUCCCGCUGACGGUGGCCCAGGCGGGACGGGCCAGACGACUCAUCGCCGCGCUCGUCCACGGGCCCCACUGCAGUCGCCUGGCGGACGCGUCGCUGAACCUCGCGGCUCCCGCCAAGCCGGUGUGGCCUCCGCCCGGCGGUGUCGGACCGACCGUCCCGAUACGCUCCAGGCUGCGACUCGCGCAGGAGCUCAUCACCGCGUUGCAGUACAACCACACCGACGCGGUCACCUACUUCACCGUCGACAAGGCGAGGCCCACGUGCCGCGUGAUGGACACCGCGCGAGACAUCAUCCGGCACGGGUUGCCCAUUCGAUGCGUCGAGGCUGUGUUUUUGGCGAUGUACCUCACCGCGGGGUGGAAAGAGGUGGAACGGAUCCCGCUGCGCAUGCGGAGCGUGGUCGUCGACGACGAGGGCGUCGAGCGCUCGCACGCGCACAUCGUGUUGCUCAUCCGCGAGCGAGCGCUCGACGAGACAGGCGCGGUCCGAGACAACCUCAUUGACGAGGCUUCGAAAGGACGCGUCGAUGAAACAGAUCGGUCAAACGGCGAUGAAACCCCGUCGAAAGGACGAUCGAUCAGGUACGGGGCGCUGGGAACGAGCAGGCGGGACGAGCUCGCGUACGUCCCGUUCGGCGCGCCCACGUUGACGACGGUGCUGGAGCACUACAGGGCCGGUUACGCCAAGUGGAGGCAUCGGUUGGUCGGCGUCAAGAUCGGCCUCCCCGUGGAACACGACACCCGGGCAUCGUCGCCGGUGUGUUGGAGACACGUCGCCGUGGAGUGCGGGGGCGACGGGUGGGACGCCGCGAUGCGCACGCUCGAGGCGCACGACGCGCGGUGCUGCGGCGGCGGCGUCGGCACCCGGAGGCACUACGACAAGUGGAGAUGCGACGGGCAGAUGUGGACAAACGACGCGGACAAAUUAUUAGUUCGGCGGAGGGAGCGGGAUGGCGGAUGGAGCGGCCGGUCGGGGGGAGGGGACGCGGGCGGGCGGCGGGCGGCGGGCGGGAGGUUUCCCGUCGCGUCGUCGCCGGUGAAAUCGCCGGGGGGGCAGAAGCGCACGAGCAGAAGCGCGCGAGCGGCGGCGUAG
Molecule: messenger RNA, 1392 nt
Organism: Micromonas commoda
Lineage: Eukaryota; Viridiplantae; Chlorophyta; Mamiellophyceae; Mamiellales; Mamiellaceae
Exons: 1
Coding region: 1-1392 (463 amino acids)
Biological process (GO): regulation of angiogenesis
Cellular component (GO): cytoplasm
Source: RefSeq, a predicted model, not a curated record